Varanus komodoensis (Komodo dragon) is the source of this 1053-nucleotide messenger RNA. Its product is annotated as hydroxysteroid 11-beta-dehydrogenase 1-like protein B. The transcript has 6 exons. Gene Ontology annotation, molecular function: oxidoreductase activity. The record is from RefSeq and is a predicted model, not a curated record. Gene Ontology annotation, cellular component: intracellular membrane-bounded organelle. The coding region runs from base 43 to 915 and encodes 290 amino acids. NCBI's taxonomy places the organism in Eukaryota, Metazoa, Chordata, Lepidosauria, Squamata, Varanidae.
GCAGCAAGUACCAGCCGGGCUUCCUGACAUGCCGGAGUGGCCAUGGGCAUGCUCAGGAUCCUCGGCCCGCUUCUCGUGGCCCUGUGCGCUUAUUAUUUCUACAGCCAAGAGACCUUCUCAGCAGAGAUGAUGCGAGGCAAACGUGUCCUGGUGACGGGCUCCAGCACAGGGAUCGGGGAGCAAAUGGCCUAUGAGUUUGCGCGGAUGGGGGCCCAUGUGAUGGUGACGGCCAGGAGGGAGGAGCAACUCCGGCAGGUGGUUCAGAAGUGCCUGGAGCUGGGGGCAAGCUCUGCUGCAUACGCUGUGUCAGAUAUGAAGAACCUGACCUCUGCCCAGAAGGUUGUGGGAGAAGCCAAGGCCGCCUUUGGGGGUCUUGACAUGCUCGUGCUGAACCACAUGGGAGGAAAUGCUGUGUUUCAUCCUUUCAAAGAAGACAUGGAGUUAGUGAUCACCUCUAUGACCAUAAACUUCCUCAGCUACGUGCAGCUGACGAUUUCGGCAAUGGACCUUCUCCAAGAGGCUCAUGGGAGCAUUGUUGUCGUGUCUUCUAUGGCUGGCCGCAUCCCUGUCCCGUUCUCCACCGCGUACGCCGCAGCCAAGUUCGCCCUGGAGGGCUUCUACAGCAGCCUGCGCACAGAGCUGCGGCUGCGGGGGGUCGACCUGCCCAUCACAGUGGCCGUCUUGGGGUACAUCGACACAGAUUCUGCUCUGAAGCUCAUCGGGAGCAAAAUCAAUAUAGAGGCAAGCCCGAAAGAAGACUGUGCCCGGGAGAUCGUGAGAGGUGGCGUGCUGCGAAAGCGGGAGGUUUUCUAUCCUUACUGGAGCACCAAGCCCCCCCUGUUGCUCCGGGACUGGCUGCCAGAGCUCUUGGAGCAAUUCCUUAACCAAGCAUACCUCCUGGAGAAAAUCCUCUGAAAAGGGCUUGUGCUGUGACCUUGGGUGUUCCAGAAAAGGUGUGCCGCACUGAAAGUCAUUCCUCAAGUUAGCCACAAAGGAAAGUGGCAAAGCGUGCAAAACUUUCAUUUCAUUAAAACUCUAUAGAUUUGUAGGCAA